Molecule: messenger RNA, 1554 nt
Organism: Trichoplusia ni (cabbage looper)
Lineage: Eukaryota; Metazoa; Arthropoda; Insecta; Lepidoptera; Noctuidae
Product: KH domain-containing protein 3-like
Exons: 2
Coding region: 1-1554 (517 amino acids)
Source: RefSeq, a predicted model, not a curated record
AUGUCUGUGGGGGCGUACGCCGCUUCAGACUGUGAGAGCGAGGCGUCCAUAGCCUCGUCAACACGGUCCCGCGGUUGCGUCACCCACGGGCGAUACGUCGGCCUGCAUAGGCAGAGGAGGGUAUCGGAGGCUCGCCGCGGAGUCGGCGCAGUCGUCCGAUACGCUCGACGACAAGGUGGAAGAGGAACGGCAGAGGAGGGAUGCCAGGGCGGCGGUCCGGGACCUGAUGAGUUCCGGACUGCAGCCGCUCGACCCCUCAUCGGCGAAGGAAUCCAUCGACGACAGCCUUAUGGCAAUCCUGGAGGGCGGUGUCCGCGCCCUGACAAAGUCCACCGGACGGAGGGGCUGCUGGCGGAAAACGCCAGGCUAAGCCGGGAGCUCGAGGAGCUGCGGGGCAAGAUUCAGUCCGUCGAAAAGCGGACGGCCCCAGCAGCCCUCGACUUCGAAGCUAUGCAGCGCGCCAUCAUGGUGUCCGUAGGGACCAUGAUGGACGCCAAACUGGCGGGGCUAACAGCAGGCUCCCGCCAGAGCCGAUUCUGCGCCGCCUUGGCGGCGGACGGAAGGCGCCCGGAGGCGGAGGCGACGGGCCGUGGCCCCAAACCCGCCUAUAACCAGGUGCUAAAGGCGGCCCCGGCCCCGAAGCCGGCGUCAAAGACGGCGCCAAAGACGGCGCCGAAGCCGGCGCCGAGACCGGUGCAGCGACUGGCGCCGAAGCCAACCCCAACGCCGGAUCCUAAACCGGCGAAGGGGAAGGCUAAGACGGUCGCGCAACCGGCGCCGGCUCUGGUUCCGGCGCCGGAAGAGGCGCCGGUUGCGAGCACAUCCGAGGCCGUGGACGAAGGGUGGACCACGGUCUCCAAGAAAAAGAAACCGCCGAAGCCGAAGGCGCCGGAGCGCCCCAAGGCUCAGCCCGAGAGGAGGAAGGAAGCCCCUCCUCAAAAGAAGAAGGGGGGGCCGAAGGCUGUCUCUGGCAAGCAACGGCGCAAGCGUGCGCAGCGCCAGAGACGCCUCGCCCGCACCGCCGCCGUGGUGUUAACCAUAACACCAGAGGCGGAGAGGGAAGGCCUCACAUACGCCACGGUGCUCACCAAGGCGAGGGCUGGGGUCGACCUUAAUGCGAUGGGGAUCGACAUGGCGGUGGACCCCAUCCGCAUAAGGAAGGCGCAGACCGGGGCUCGGGUGCUUCAGCUCCCGAAGAAUGUCGGUCGGGAGGCGGCUGACGAGAUGGCCAAGAAACUCGAGGCCAUCUACGACGGUGACGUCAGGGUCACCAGACCCGUCAGGUGUGCGGAGCUCCGGGUGUCAAACCUGGAUGACUCCGUCACCAAGGAGGAGAUCCGUGACGUCGCCGCGCGCCAGAGUCCAGUGCGCGCCGACAACAUUAAGUGGGGACCUGAGGCCAAGCCCGGUCAAAAAUUCAGCGCCGUGCUGAAAUGCCCAUUGGAGGCGGUGCCGCGGCUGGUUACCACCAAGACACAAAAGUUCCUGGUGGGUGGAGCUCGGCAACGGUCGUGCAGCUGGAGGCACGACCACUUAAGUGCUACCGCUGCCUAG